Messenger RNA from Dimorphilus gyrociliatus, 2694 nucleotides. The record is from the annotation of a GenBank genome assembly. NCBI's taxonomy places the organism in Eukaryota, Metazoa, Annelida, Polychaeta, Dinophilidae.
AUAUCUGUGAAGUCCGUAAUUUCGCAAAGGAUGACGUCGGAAUGUGAGGGUAAAAUAGUUCAAAUUCCGAAUAAUCCAGCGUCUGAUGAAACAGCAUCAACACCUCAUAACGCUCAUGUGGAUAUCUUGCUGGAUGAACAUGAUGAUACAGGACAAAGUUUACAGAAUGAUAAUUUUGGAAGUGAAAAUAUACCCUCCUCACUACUUAAUGCCCUGUUUCCUUUAAACGAACCUUCAACCACGAAUCUUACACAAACGGAAGAUGAUGACCCUGUAUCACUUUCAUCAAAUAUCAAUCAAAACAGUUUUAAUGUAAAUUCGCCCAUUAAACCUGAGUUAGAAAGUCCGAUUUGCAAUCUCUCUGAAAAUUCUACCCAUUCAGAACCUAUAAAUCAAACCACUGUUUAUGCACAAGCAGAACCAGAAAAUACGCACACCAAUUUAAUUUCUGAGCCGUCUGAGGACUCAACGCCUAAGAAAGGCGUAAACACGCAUGCUUUUGACGACAUCCAAGUUGAAAAAUCACAAGAUAUUUUGGUUGGUGAACAGUGCGGGGAUUUCAAUAAUUCGGAACUUAAGAAAGGUUUGAAUGCCAACGUAGAAUUGGAAAAAGCACAGGAAAAUUCAGUUUGUGAACCACUCGAAAGUUUUAUUCAUUCAGAACCUAAGAACAGCAUGAGUGAGAAUGAAAAUCCUGCUUCUGAUAAUGCGAAAUUAGAAAAGUCACAGGAAAGCUCAGUUUGUAAGCCAUCCGAAGACUCUACUCAGUCAGAACCUACCAACUGCAUGAGUGCAUAUGUAACUUCUGCUAUUGAACAUAUUGAAAUGGAAAAAUCACAGGAAAAUACGACUUGUGAGCUAUCUGAGAAGUCCACCCAUUCACCAAUUGAAAAUCAAACGGAUGUAGAUUCCAUUCGCCUUCCUUCACAGAUGGAAUUUGACAAAACCCAAAAUGAUUUACAAGAAGAAAAGAAAAACAAUGCUCAGGAACCAAACAAUUUUUGUAUUACAACUGAUGAUAAUAGUGAGGCUAUUGCGCAUGAAGUUAUGUCAAAAGAACCAGAAAUGAGCAACGAAGAAAUUGCAGUGAAUAAACUAUUAGAGGUUUUAGAUGAAGCAAGUUGUGAAGUACCAGAAGCAGACAACAAAGAUGUAGUUGAUUUAAGAAUAGAUACAGGAAUGUCUGCAGAUUACGAAACUCACGUUGAAAAUGAUAAAAGUGCCGGGAAUGAAUAUGGACAAGGAAUUUCAGGUAACAUGAUGGAUAUUUUAAAUUCUUUAGACCCAGUUUCUUCGCUCAAGAAUGACGAAGAGAAAGAAAAUAAUUUAGAAUCAGCGCCAAGUGCAACAAUUAGUACCGCUAAAGAAGAGGAGGCUGAUGACUCUGAUUUACUUAAAUCUGAUAAAGCCAAGGAUAGUAUGAGAAAUAGGGAAACAACCUUUGAAGAUAGAGAAGACAAAUCAGUUGUUGAAUCAACUAACAAGAAAGAAGAAAAACUUCCAGUUGAAUCAACUAUACAGGAUAAUAAUUUAAGUAUAACACCUACCCUUGAUAAGCAGGCUGUAGAUAGUUCGGUGAAUUCUGAUGAUGUAGACGAUGAAGCUAGAAUUAAAUUACAAGAACUCCUACAUGCCCAGAGCACAAAGAUCGCAGAAGAGUCGGAUUUCGAUGAUAUUGAAAUUAAAGCAGCUCCAACUGUAUUAAUUACUCAAGAUCACAGUAAAGAAGAGAAAGAAGAGUCCAUAACAGACAAAACCACUGACCAACAGAGUCCGCCUUGUGCUACUGUUGAAUCUAAGAUUCGAAUUGAAAUUAAUGACAAUGCUGUGGAGGAAAAUGAAUGGAAUCAAGUUGACACUGUUGAAGUUGCUGAACAAUCAACUGAUGAUGAAACUGAAAUUACCUCUAGGCUGGCUUCACCAACAAUAACAUUUAAAGAUGCCGAAAGAGAGUGUAGAAAACUAAAUUGGCUACCAUAUUCUGAAAAAGUGAAAACGACAGUAAAUAAGAAAGGGUUCUUUGCCACAGUAAAAAGUCUAUUUUGUGGCCCACCGAGUUUGAACAAAACUUUAGAAGAAGAUCGAUUGUUUAUAUUUUGUAUGGCUGCAUAUCAAUUCGAUAACAAUUGUGAAACGCAUAUACGUGUGCUACAAACAAUUUUUAAACUGUUGACUGGCUCUCGUUUUGAUUGUCCCAGAUAUGGAAAUCAUUGGGAGAAUAUAGGUUUCCAAGGCACUGAUCCAUCCACUGAUCUUAGGGGAACAGGCUUCCUUGGUCUAUUACAAAUUCUUUAUUUAAUGACCUCUCACGUUGACCUUGGACAUAAAAUUUAUAAGCUCUCUCUCCACGAAACUCAAAAUUUUCCUUUUUGCGUUAUGUCUAUAAACAUAACUAGAAUGUGCUUACAAUGUCUCAGAGAAGGACUAAUAAACAAGGAAAGUAAUAUAAGAAUGUUGGUGUUUCCAAUAUUUAAUAAAUUAUACGCUGGAACGUUUAACGAAUUUUACACAAUGUGGAAACGGGGAGGUAAAACAAUCAAGGAUAGUGGAUUUGUUCUUAAAGAUUUGGAAACCAACGUAAGAAAACAAAAAGACCGAAUAUUGUCUCAACUUGAUACCUCUACAAAAUUUGGAGAUAAUAAUGAUGAUGAUGAUAAACCAUUAGAUUUUUUUAACGUUUGUCAGAAGAAUUGA